UGUUAGUCUCUCAGACAACACAAAAACAGUUAAGAGUAGAGACAAUGAGCAGACUGAGAUACUAAGAAGAUGCCCCCAUGCUAUAUAUUUUGUGUGGUCCAGUUAAUCUACAACUAAAGCGAAUAUAUAGAUUAAAUAGGCAGUUUGACAAAUUGCGGGUUCUGAGCUUGCGAAGGGAUUUUGUCAUUAUUUUUGAUAUUUUAUGGACUAAAUAUAUACUGGACAAAAGAUGUUAAUUGAUUUGUGUUAAUAUGCAUCCAUCCAUCAAUUAUCUUUACAGCUUAUCCUUAAGGGUCAAGGGGGAGCUUGAAUUGAAUAUCUGCAUAGCGACUGGCUAUUUCAAAAAGGAAAAAGAAUGUUUCUUUUGCACCAUUUACAGUUGAACAAAUUCUAGAUCAUUUGUCAGUUUCAAAAGUAAACUUCCUAUUGUUAGCAGCACAAACUGAGUUUAUACAUCUUCAGCUAACAUGGAAGUCUGGAAAUUAUGUCUCUUCUUCAUCUUUCUGCCUCUAAGGUCAACACUCGGAGAGGACACAGUGGCAGAAGACAUUGGUGUCCAUCAACUGGAGCGUUUAGUGGAGUUGCUGACAUCUACAGAGUGUGAGGACCUUCUGUUCGCCCUCUCCCACCCAGAGGAGAACAUCUUCCAGCAUCUUGAGCACCUCUCAGCAGAGAAAAAUCAACUAGAUCUCAAGCCUCGAGCCAAGAGAGACACCUCUCCUGCCGUGGAUAGUGAGGCUCAGUGCCGGACAGCCCUGACAGACUGGCUGUUGAGGUACGGUGAGCAGACCUACUACGACAGGCUUUCUCGAGCCUUGCAGCACAUCGGCAGAACAGACAUCGCCAUUGAAGUGGGGAAGAACAUCAACCAGGACAAAGCCUUGAAUCUGAAACGCUACGUUGACGAUUAUCACAAAUAUGUGAGUUCUUUAAACGUAAACCCGUCAGUCCAGUCAGACGAAACAGACCACCAGCAUGCAGGCAAGAGGGUCAGAAAAAGAAAAGUGAGUGAUCUGACAUGGCAAGACCUGGAUCUGAUUGUAGAGCGGGUUCCUGUCCCUCCGUACCAGAGGGGGCCUUUGGAUGUAGCUCUGCCGCUUUUGUAUGGCAUCCUGCUGGGCUUUGGAGGCACCUUGCUUGCAGGCGUCUUUAUCCUCCUCGUCAUCAUCCACAUCACCCGGAGAAACCAGCAGAGCUGUCACGAGCAGUUCCAGCUGUAAGCUCAUGGAUGGAGAUGUGAUGGUGGAAGAUGCAGCUUCAGGAAGGUCUGAUUAGCAGCUUAGGAGCUUUAAAUGGUCUAGAAAGAUUAAAAACAAAAAGUCAUACAUCUCUAAAGACAAAAUAGAUAAUUUUGUCCACAACGAUCAGCAGAACCAAUACAGAAACACAGUAUCGAUUCCACCACACCACAACUAAUUAUGACAAAUUUGACAAGAAUAAUGCUGUUUCAGAUAAAGUAAUUAUCCAUGCUGUGUAUUGCUAGACUGGUAAGCAUUAUUGUCUUGCCAGUGGGUAGAUGACUAGUGGUGUGACAGAUGCGCUGGAACCCAGCCCUCACACCAAAGGUUGUUCCGGUGUUACUGUGAUAGUGAUGCCACUUUCCAUUUCCCCUCCAAGUGACGGCAAUGUGCCCGUCUGGCAUCGAAGAACAACUAAUUAUCCAGCCUGGCGCCUGCCUCCCCAGCGCCUGCCGAUACCUCCAUAGGCAAUCCAAAAGACUAAUAACAAUGACAAUGCUAGCAGACAAUGGAGCACUCUUGGUUGUGAUGGCAGCUUCUGGCGGGUAACAGAAGCCAAAUACAAAACACAGAGUUAUAUUUUUUGAAGGUGUGAAGUAGCAUCCUUAGCUAGAUGAAAUAACUGGAUAUAUGAGAUGCUGCAGCAAAGUCCAGAAACUGGCAACAGAAACCA
Messenger RNA from Lates calcarifer (barramundi perch), 1911 nucleotides. Its product is annotated as transmembrane and death domain protein 1. The record is from RefSeq and is a predicted model, not a curated record. Bases 468 to 1220 code for a protein of 250 amino acids. Gene Ontology annotation, molecular function: protein binding. Lineage: Eukaryota; Metazoa; Chordata; Actinopteri; Centropomidae. Gene Ontology annotation, biological process: signal transduction. The transcript is spliced from 5 exons.